CAGAAUCCGUGCCCCAGAGCAAUUCAAUUAAUCCUACGUCAGGUCGCAGUUCACCGUUUCUUCCUCCAAAUCGGAUAUCUACUCCUGAACCUCAUCAGAGAAUUCCUACUGGGCAUAAUUCACCACGCAUGCACCGAGGGAACUCCGCGCAAGAAGCAAUGAUGCAUCAACACCAGCAACAUCAUCAACAUCAGCAACAACAGCAGUAUCAGCACCAGCACCAGCAGCACCAGCAGCAUCAUCAUCAACAACAACAACAGCAACAGCAGCUUCAACAUCAACAACAUCAACACCAGCAGCCGCAACAUCCGCCCCAUCAACAUCAACAGCCGCCGCAACAUUCACAGCACCCACCACCACACCCCCAAUAUUCUCAACACCCUCCGCCUCCUCCCCCUCCUCCUCAACUCCACCGAGCAAUGCCACCCCCAAGCUCCCCCCACCACCGGUUCUUUGGCGCCCCCGCAGUCACAACCACAGCCGCCCAGACCGCCUCCUCCUGGACACCACCACUCAUCGGGCCCUGCGCAUUCUUUUUUCCACCCAAGGACUAGUUGGGGUUCAUGGGCGGAUUUUUCCUUCCUUACCGAGCCUUGCCAAGCACGGACCGGUCAUGGCAAUUUAUUUGAUGUUGGGGACUGGCGAUCUCUCCGCGGCCGCCUAAUCCACAAACGGUGUACAAUAUAUACUCAUCAGUUGCCAGCCGCCCCUUCUGGACAAGCGGAGUUUUCCCCAUUGAACCGCCCCUACACUCCAGAUCUUAACGGCCCUACAACUACGUCUGGUCCAGAUAGGAGCAGGGAUGUCAGCAGCAACUCCGCUAGCCCGAGCACCGCACAUGCUCCGUUACCGGGCGUCCCGGGAUCCAAAAGCAGUAGAAUAACUCCGCCAGAACAUGCGCGCGGAGGCCAUCAGCUACUAUAUCACCCACCACCCCCUCCUCGUGACCGUGAGCAUAACGAUAUGCUUGCUAUGCAUAGCCCGCCACCCAGGCCUAUGUCGCAGCCAAAUAACCAAAGCAUAUCCAGCGUUCUUCAGGAGAGUCAGGGCCCUAGAGGACAUGUGCGAAGCGAAAGCCAUGGAGAUAGGUAUAGUGGAUAUUCUAAGGGAGGAGAUAAGGCACGAGAGGAAUUGCGUGAGCGUGAGGCCCGGGAAAGAGAUUUCGAGAUGGGCAAGGAGCGUCACAUGUUGAGAGAAAGGGAUAUCGAUCGCGAACGCGAGCUA
This is a messenger RNA of Tuber melanosporum (Perigord truffle), 1224 nucleotides long. RefSeq lists its product as uncharacterized. The transcript has 2 exons. Bases 896 to 1192 code for a protein of 98 amino acids. NCBI's taxonomy places the organism in Eukaryota, Fungi, Ascomycota, Pezizomycetes, Pezizales, Tuberaceae. The record is from RefSeq and is a predicted model, not a curated record.